Molecule: messenger RNA, 1254 nt
Organism: Magnusiomyces paraingens
Lineage: Eukaryota; Fungi; Ascomycota; Dipodascomycetes; Dipodascales; Dipodascaceae
Exons: 4
Coding region: 1-1254 (417 amino acids)
Source: RefSeq, a predicted model, not a curated record
AUGGCUGUCGCAGAUAAGAAACCACCAUCAAAGGGAUCGACAUCGUCGUCCUCGGGCACCGCUGGCGUUUCAACUUCCGGACCCAAAAGGAAGAAAACGUCUGCUGCUUCAACUAAUGCUCAAAGCUCUGCCAGUACUCCCAUUAACAUUGGUGAACUCAGCAUUGACAUUCUUCAAGAUCUUAUUCGGUCUUUAACCCAUGAAGUUGCUGCCCGUGCUGUUCAUCUUGAACACCGGAUCCGUUCCCAGUACGGCCGCGAAUUUGUUGCACGGCCUUACGCAACUGCUCUUCCUCCGGGUAUCCGUGCCAAAAGCGCCCAAAAAACAGAGGUGGUUGGCCGUGUGGCCUAUCUUUCAAGCCCUUGGUCGUCACAUGCAGGUACACCAGUCAAUGGCUCAACUCCUGGGACCCCCAAGGUUGCCAAUGGUCACAAUGCCGGUACCGAUGGGGGUAACAACAAUGCAACUACAUCGACCGUUGCUCCAAGCCCUGCAACACCUUCAGCUUCGUUGUUGGAGGACAUGUAUGGUAUUGAAAAGUCAACUGAACCAAGAUACUUUGAGUGUCUUAAUUGUACACGCAAGAUUGCAGGCUCUCGCUUUGCUGCGCAUCUCGAGCGAUGUCUCGGUGGCCGCAAUUCUCGUCACAAGGACCGGAAAGCUGCAGUGGCAUAUGGAGGACCCCACCUUGCUUCGGAAAACCUGGCCCCGAUUUCCAACAAUAACAACAACUCGUACAACUCUCCAUCGCCAUCUUCAGUCACAGGCGGAGAUUUCAGCUCGACCUCUUCGUCCCCUGCAAAGUCACAGCUGGGCGAGCACUUGAGCGGCGCGGGCGCCGGCACCUCUUUGAAAACCCCUCCUUCAUCUUCGGCUGGUGCAGCAGCUAACUCUUCUCAAGGCAACGGAUCUACUGAAUCAUCUGCACCCCCGCGAACCAAAAAACGGAAAAUUGGAUUAGGUGGGGGGAACGGCAAUAGUAACGGGAGUAACAAUGGUACUAGCAAUGGCCACAGUAACAUUUCUUCAUCCGGAGGCCCCACGAAAACAGCCCUUUCAAAGUUCUUUGAUCGCGGUGUAGGAGGUACUGGUAGUAGUGGCACCAUGUCCAAUGGAAACUCAAGAGACAGUAAAAAUUCAAUCCAUAGUGCGCCAUCAUCUCCAAGAGGGGCCGGAGGUUCAUCCAGUGACAAGAACCGAUCACAUAGUGAAGAACCAUCAAUCCAUCCAAGAAAACGAGCCAAGAACUCUUAA